Branchiostoma belcheri (Belcher's lancelet) is the source of this 2073-nucleotide messenger RNA. RefSeq names its product sperm-associated antigen 16 protein-like. The transcript has 18 exons. Lineage: Eukaryota; Metazoa; Chordata; Leptocardii; Amphioxiformes; Branchiostomatidae. The record is from RefSeq and is a predicted model, not a curated record. The coding region runs from base 63 to 1910 and encodes 615 amino acids. Gene Ontology annotation, biological process: axoneme assembly. Gene Ontology annotation, cellular component: axonemal central apparatus. Gene Ontology annotation, molecular function: protein binding.
ACAGAAAGCGUCUUUGUUUACAUGCGAUGUUGCCUAGCAACUCGUUAUUCUAGAGAAACAAGAUGGCGGACACCGAGGCUCCAGACGACGGUGCUUACUAUUUGGACCAGGUCACCAUCACAGAAGACCUGGAUGAUGACUACAGGUAUGAGGAGGUGUCAGUGGAUGAGGAGACCAUCGCAGAAGGAGAUGAGGACUUGGAUGCAGCCGUGAGAGUGAUUGAGGAGGCAGCACAGGACAUAAAGGCUGCAUUGCGUAGAGAAGGUGCUCCUGGCCCGACUGUUAUCGAACGUCCGGAGGUUGUGGAUGAUUUUGUGCGUAACUAUCUCCUGAAGAUGGGCAUGAGGAAGACUCUGGAAUGCUUCCAGACUGAGUGGUAUGAACUUCAACAGAAGGGUCUCCUAAGGGAAGAGGAUAUACAGCCUGUCCCUGAUGUGUACUCCAGAAACCAGCAGCUGGACGACCAUGUCAAACUUCUCAGGAAGGAAGUGGACAAGUUCAAGGAUGCUGCCAACAAAGCCAAGGACAUGUAUGUGAAGCUGCGUAAGGAGAGAGAUUUCCACCGCAUGCACCACAAGAGGGUGGUACAGGAGAAGAACAAGCUUGUCACCGAUAUCAAGAGGCUGAAGAAACACUACGCCUCCUACGAGCCCACCCUCCGUCAGCUCAAACACAAGUAUGAGACGGCCAUGAAGGAGAAGAUGUUGUCCAAACUGGAGAGAGACAGGGCCGUGGGACAGGUGAGUGGACUCCAGGCCACCUUGAAGAACAUUGAGACAGGCAGGGGAGAGCCAGUCUUUCUUCAAGGAGUCCAUAGUUCCCGUGAGUUGGCCAAGGCAGGGAUAGGGCCCACGCAGCAGAGCCUGCGCCAGGCUAGGAACAUCGAGGGUCUGCCGGGCUACGAUCCCAGUAAGGACCCCACCAGGAGCGAGUUUAAGAGACAUCCCAAGGACACAGAGUUCCCUAUGGACAACAGGGUCAAUCCCUACUUGACCAGUCAAAAAACACCCACUGGACAUCUGACCAGGACCGGUGGAUUCCGACUGACCAACACCCUGCAUGCUCACCAACUGGCCAUCAGCAACCUGGCCCUGCACCCUCGUAAAGAGAUCCUGGUCACCACCAGUGACGAUCACAAUUGGAAGAUGUGGGCCAUCCCUAACGGGGAUGUCAUCAUGACAGGAGAGGGUCACGAGGACUGGGUGUCGUCAGCUGACUUCCAUCCAAGUGGAACCAAGCUAGCCACGACUGCAGGAGACAGUACAGUGAAGGUGUGGGACUUUGCCAAGACUGAAUGUACCGUCACAUUCGCAGAACACACACAUGCAGCCUGGGACUGUGCCUGGCACUGGACUGGGGACUUCCUGGCGUCUUGUUCCAUGGACAACACGUCGAAGGUGUGGGACCUGAACAGCGAGAGGUGUCGCUACACACUGCGCGGUCACGCGGACUCUGUCAACAGUAUCGUGUUCUUGUACUACUCUAACACUCUCUGCACGGGCUCCGCUGACAAGACUAUCUCUCUGUGGGAUGCCAGAACGGGACUGUGUGCUCAGACUUUCUAUGGCCACAUGCACUCUGUCAACAAUGUGACCUUCAACCUUAGGGGUGACACCAUUGCGUCCUGUGACUCGUAUGGCGUACUGAAGCUGUGGGACGUGCGGGCCAUCGCUACCAUCACCAGCGUGGACCUGGGACCGCACCCUACCAACAGGGUGGCCUUUGACCCAUCUGGGCAAGUUCUGGCCGUCGCCAGUAAUGAUGGAACUGUCAAGAUGUUUGAAGUCGCCUCUGGACAGGUCAGCUCUCUAACUGGACAUGAAGACGCCGUGCAGGCGGUGGUGUUUGACAGGAAAGGAGAAUAUCUCGUGUCAGGCGGCUCGGAUGGGACCGUACGCAUCUGGUCAUAAUCUGGACACCAGCAUUUAUCCCAAUACACUUGUACAUUUAAGGCUGUUUCAUGUGAUAAGUUGAGAAGGGGACAAUAAAAUGGGCACCCCCUUCCAUAAUAUUUUGUCUAACCAAGGAGGUUUAAAAGUUUAUUCAAAACCUUCUUGGUCUGACCCUGACCUC